Messenger RNA from Penicillium manginii, 723 nucleotides. RefSeq names its product sulfotransferase family protein. The transcript is spliced from 3 exons. NCBI's taxonomy places the organism in Eukaryota, Fungi, Ascomycota, Eurotiomycetes, Eurotiales, Aspergillaceae. The record is from RefSeq and is a predicted model, not a curated record. The coding region runs from base 1 to 723 and encodes 240 amino acids.
AUGCCUCGUACAGGAUCUUUAUCUAUCAAGCAUGCUUUGAAUGUCCUGGGCAUCAACUGUUACCACGGUGUCAAUUUAGCGGACAACAGCACCGACAAGUGGUUUUUUCUAGAAGCGGCACGAGCGAAAGUCGAACACAAAAGCCUUGAAUACAGUCAUCGAGAAUGGGACCAAGUCCUUGCUAACUUUGGCGGAGUGAGCGAUAAUCCUUGUAUUGCAUUCAGUGAUGAGCUUAUUGCGGCUUACCCCGAUGCCAAAGUCAUCCUAGUCAAACGUGAUGUCGCAUCAUGGGCCGAAAGCUUUUUGGAAAUCCUGAAAGACUGGAGGGGUGACUGGAAAUUUGUCUGGCUCUCACGGUAUGAUCGCUGGAUUUUCGGACCGCUGAAUGAGCUCUUGACGCUAUCACUUCAGAUAAUAUUUGGGGGUACUUCGAUCGAGUACCUUGAAAGGACAGCAACAUUGAAGUACAAGGAGCAUUAUCAGCAUGUCAAAGCAAUCACGCCUCCUGAUAAACUGUUAGAGUACACUCUGGGGAGUGGCUGGGAGCCCCUAUGCACAUUUUUGGGUAAGCCAGUGCCAAAUGAACCUUUUCCACGAGUGAAUGAUCGCCAGGCAUUUCUAAGAUCGACUCGGUGGAUUCGGUGGGUUUACGUGGCUCUAUUGGCAGGUACCGGUGCACUUGUCGUGUUGAUUCCGAUUUUAAUUGGUCGGUGGAUGUAUUAG